Messenger RNA from Botrytis cinerea B05.10, 2261 nucleotides. RefSeq lists its product as hypothetical. Gene Ontology annotation, cellular component: membrane. Lineage: Eukaryota; Fungi; Ascomycota; Leotiomycetes; Helotiales; Sclerotiniaceae. Gene Ontology annotation, molecular function: antiporter activity. The record is from RefSeq and is a predicted model, not a curated record. The coding region runs from base 417 to 2060 and encodes 547 amino acids. The transcript has 2 exons. Gene Ontology annotation, biological process: proton transmembrane transport.
GUAACUCGUCUAACAUUCCCAAUGACGAUUGCCCUCUGUACGAGGCGAUAGAUCAUAAUCACAUAAGAAGUUACUCAGGUGAGUCAACGACAACAUUUAUUCGUCUAUAAAAAUCCCCGAGUGGUGAGCUAGUCCUUUUGCACGUGUAAUAAACUACACCGAAGAGCAUGGAACGGGAAAAGACAGUCUGGGAUUCAUCCUAUAGACUGUUGAAUACGACGCCGUCUGAUAAGGCAGCAUUUUAUAGGAAAGUACGGAUCUACUUUACGAGAACAAUUUGGACGAUCAAGACAACAGAUUUCAUUAGCUUGUUUCUGAUACUCGUACUUUUAGGUACAUCAACUCAUCAUUAAGAAGUUGACCCUAAUCUUGUCUUUGAGUUUCUCCAUAUUUAUCAACUUCCAAAUCCGAAAGAUAUGGCUUACCUUCCUUAUAUCGAACCAGGGCUUGACAUCAUACUUCCUCUCUCCAUAUUCAUGUUUAUUCUCAACAUAACCCGCGACCUUCUCGAUUCCUUUCUCUAUUGCGGACUAAUUGGGGAAAUAAUCAUCGGGGUUCUCUCUGGAAUGCCUAUCACCGGAACUUCCUUUCUCAACAUAGAAAUCCAAGAGACAGUACAAUAUCUUGGAUACCUGGGGCUUAUCUGUUUGGUGUUUGAAGGUGGCCUCAUCACAGAUCUUCAAAUAUUAAGAAGCACAAUGUGGGUAACAUUGCCUGCGGCAAUGAUUGGAAUUCUGAUGCCGAUGGCCCUUUCAUUUUCCAUCAUGGGUAUGAAAUUCGAUAGUAUUGAAGGUUCAGGAUAUCCGACUGCAUUAGCAGCUUUUUCAGCGGGCGUCUCUCUCUGCUCCACAUCCUUGGGAUCAACAUUCAUUAUCCUCUCAUCCGCAAACCUGCAGAAAACACCAAUCGGCACUUUGAUAGCAGGUGCGGCAAUGUUAGACGAUAUUCUUGUUCUCGUGAUGAUUAAAAUCAUAACAGCACUUGGACGAGGCCAAUCCGAUUUUUGGACAAUUGCACGUCCUGCUAUAUCCAGUUUGAGCCUCAUUCUUGCGACCUUCUUGCUAGCGCUAUUUCUUAUAAAACCUUUACUUCGGGGGUUCCAUUCAAUAUUUACAUAUCCGAGAAUUGACCGAGAAACCUUCGGUGAAGAUGUUGAUACCGAAAAGGGAGUUUCGCGGCAUACUGGAUUUAUAUUAUCGACUUUGAUGCUUAUAGUUUUGGUAACUACCGCUGCUUGUGUAGAGGGUUCGAUAUUACUAUCUGCAUUCUUAGCCGGUGCUGUGGUGAGAUAUACUUGGCAAAGUGGUAGUGAUGGAGAGAACAUGGAUAUGGAUGUCGAUCAACCUACAAUGAUGUUUGAGGAGUAUUAUAAGCCGAUCAUGGAUCAUAUAUUAGUGCCUUUCUUUUUCGCAUCAAUCGGUUUCUCAAUCCCUGUCUCUGAGAUGUUUUCUGGUUCCGUCUUGUGGAAAGGAAUUUUCUACGCUUGCCUGAUGUCUUUGGCCAAAGCCUCAAUGGGAAUAGUUGUAUAUUUUGAAUACUUUACCACAAGGUGGUCUCAUAAAUGGACAGACUCCAAAAAGAGAACGCUUCCAAUACCAGAAGAACUUUCCCAACAAGACGGCUCACCAGAAGAAGUCCCUGCAAAUGUUACCAUAAAUCGAAAAUUAAAAACAAACCCCCCUCAUCUCGAUGCCAUUAUAGUAGGUUCCACAAUGAUUGCCCGGGGAGGCUUUGGCUUCCUGGUAGCUUCAGAAGCCCAGAGCUCGGGUACCUUAAAUCUCUCCAAAACGCCAAUUAGAAUCCAAAAUAUGCAAGGUAUCUCUCACAAAGAUACCGGGAGAUUAAAAGCAUCAGAUGUAGUGGAGGAUCAAAUAUUCUUGGUGAUAAUCUGGGCAUUAGUUCUAUGUACGAUUGUUGGACCAGUUGUUUCAGGGAUUGCAGUGAGAAGAAAACUGGUUAGGGAGAGGGAAGGAGACAGAUGCGAGUGUGGGGCUACCAUUGGAAGGAGAGGUUUUGACACUGGGGAUGAGGGGGUAGGAGGGUGUCAUCUUUGUUUGUAAAGGUUUUAGUGGACUAGACAGUAUAUGAGUAAAGCAAGACGGGAGAUAAAAUGAAUUUUGAUAGGAAGUCGGAGUUGAGUCAAUGAGUUAUGAUCAUGAAUAAGGGUCAAGGAGAGCACCGCGACGAUUUCUUUCGCGCUUCAAAUGUGCCACAGAACGCGAUGUUGGAUUGAUACCACAAUUUCACACUUGUUACAGCCA